AUGGACUACAUGGAGCAAAUGGAUGAAGAUCAGCUCAUUGAGUAUGCUAUUCAGAUGAGCCUCCAGGAUGCUUGCGGUUACUCUGUGUUCAGUGAACCACUAAGUGCUUUGGAAACAGCCAGUGAUGAAAACCUGAAGAUUUUAUCUGCUAUAGAUCAAGGAGACACGUUUGCUUUAAGGAAAAUGCACAAAUGCAGUGAAGCCUAUAAGGAAAGAGACAGCAGAGGUUUGCUGCCGAUGCACAGAGCGUGUGUUCAGCCUGAUUCCUGUGUGCUGGAUAUUGUGCUACUGGCGUGCUAUGAUCUGACUAUGGAGGAGACGACAUCUGAUGGAGAAACGCCUCUGACUUUAGCUUGUCAGUCUGGACAUGUGGAGAACGUGAAGGUUCUUCUCCAACAUGGAGCAUCUCCACACAACAUGAACAGCAAGAAUGAGACGCCACUUCUGCUGGCUGUGAGGAAGGACUCCUAUGAUAUGGUUUACGCACUGAUAAUGGGAGGCGCCUCUGUGGAGCAGGUGUGUCUGAGGAAAUGGACGGCCACUCAUGAGGCGGCUAAAGUGGGCUGUGUGGACAUCCUGAUGCUGCUGCUGAGACACGGCGGGAAGGUGAUGGGCAGAGAUGGCCAUGGAGUUACACCACUGGGCAUCGCAGCUGAAUACGGCCAUCCGCAAAUACUGACCGUCCUCAUUCAACAUGGGGGCGACGUCUCUGCACAAGCUACAAACGGAGACAGUGUUUUAUACGACGCCGCAGGUUGUGGAAACCUGGACUGUAUUUGUCUCCUCCUACAACAUGGUGCCAAUCCCAACGUAGCCAGUCUUGCCUAUCAACUUCCAAUUCACCGAGCCGCCUAUGAAGGGCACUACCUAGCUCUGAAGACAUUAAUUCCCAUCACCACAAAAAGGGCCAUCCGGCUUUCCGGGAUGAGUCCGGUUCAUUCUGCGGCAGACGGAGGUCAAGCACAGUGCCUCGAACUUCUCAUUGAAAAAGGUUUUGAUGUCAAUCCAAUACUGGGCUGUCAUAUUUCCGAAAACUAUGGAGACAUGAGGAAAACCCCGCUCUACUUUGCCGUCUGCAAUGGAGACGUGACCUGCACAGAGAUGCUUCUGAAAGCGGGAGCGAAGCCGGAUUUGGACCCGCUGCGCUGCCUCCUGGUGGCGGUCAGAGCUGAGAAGUAUGAGUUGGUGCGGCUGCUUCUUGCGCACGGUGCAGACGUCAACUGCAUCUUUUCCGUCGUCAGUGACACUUUAUUUCCUACAGCGCUGCAAUACUGCUUCAAAGAUGAGAUGAUGCUGCGCCUGCUCCUCAACAACGGAUACCAUGCAGAAAGCUGUUUCGAGUGUUACCAUGACAACAGUGUAAAGACGUACACAUGGUCAGAAUUUCAUAACCAGUCGUACCAAAACAAGAGCACUCCGGAUAAAGUCACUUUUUGUGAGUUUAUUAGUGUGUCAUGGAUGGCACACUUGGCAGGGAGAGUGGUGCAAAUACUCCUGGAUUACGUGAGUCAAGCGCACAUUUGCUCUAAACUGCAACGCAUAAUGGAAAGACAAGAGGAAUGGCCUGACAUCUGUGACAUCCUCAGGAAUCCUCGCUCUCUGAAACACCAGGCCAGACUGGUUAUAAGAAGACAUAUGACACUGAAAAGACUGAAUGACCCGGAGUUCAUGAGCACUGUUCCUUUCCCCCCUGCAUUGAAGAAUUUCCUGCUCUACAAGGAAUAUGAUGUUUAUGGUCGAAUGGGUGAAUACUAG
Messenger RNA from Danio rerio (zebrafish), 1755 nucleotides. RefSeq names its product ankyrin repeat and SOCS box containing 15b (gene asb15b). NCBI's taxonomy places the organism in Eukaryota, Metazoa, Chordata, Actinopteri, Cypriniformes, Danionidae. The record is from RefSeq and is marked provisional. Gene Ontology annotation, biological process: intracellular signal transduction; protein ubiquitination.